Molecule: messenger RNA, 342 nt
Organism: Fulvia fulva
Lineage: Eukaryota; Fungi; Ascomycota; Dothideomycetes; Mycosphaerellales; Mycosphaerellaceae
Product: Ecp19-2
Exons: 4
Coding region: 1-342 (113 amino acids)
Source: RefSeq, a predicted model, not a curated record
AUGCCCCUCCAGGCACCAUUCUUUCUCGCAUUCGCGACAACAAUCAUGGCCAAUGGGUUGGUGAAACGCCAAGGGCCAGACAUCAACGAAGAUGAUAUUCCUUCGCAAUGCCAGAACAACCUGGACUGCUCGUACUUCCUUGAUCAUGUCCGCUCCUGUGACCCGAUCAACCCACCCUUCUCCAAGGACCACGCUUUCCAGGACUGUAUCUGCCUGGACGUUGCAGCACUAGAUUACCUUUCCGGGUGCUUGCAAUGCACGCAUCAGUACAAGAACGGAGGAGACAUCAGGACCAUCUACGACAUCUGCAGUACCUACUCGAGCUCUUUUGAAAGCUCCUAG